Molecule: messenger RNA, 2364 nt
Organism: Neogale vison (American mink)
Lineage: Eukaryota; Metazoa; Chordata; Mammalia; Carnivora; Mustelidae
Gene: ASPA
Product: aspartoacylase
Exons: 6
Coding region: 149-1090 (313 amino acids)
Molecular function (GO): hydrolase activity, acting on ester bonds; hydrolase activity, acting on carbon-nitrogen (but not peptide) bonds, in linear amides
Source: RefSeq, a predicted model, not a curated record
UUAUACUCCACUCACGAGAACUCUGCACUUUGCACUUUGGUUAAAGUCUCGUUUAAAUUUAAAUUUCUAAACUUUUCUUAAGAAAUUAAGUUUUAUUUGAUCUCCUCUUUUCUGAAUUGCAGAAAUCAGAUAAAACUACUUGAUAAAAAUGACUUCUUGUCAUGUUACUAAAGAUCCUAUAAAAAAGGUUGCUAUCUUUGGAGGAACUCAUGGGAAUGAGUUAACAGGAGUAUUUCUAGUCAAGCACUGGCUGGAGAAUGGCACUGAGAUUCAGAGAACAGGGCUGGAAGUAAAACCAUUUAUUACCAAUCCAAGAGCAGUGAAGAAGUGUACCAGAUAUAUUGACUGUGACCUGAAUCGAGUUUUUGACCCUGAAAAUCUUGGCAAAACAAUGUCAAAGGAUUUGCCAUAUGAAGUGAGAAGGGCUCAAGAAAUAAAACAUUUGUUUGGCCCAAAAGACAAUGAAGAUUCCUAUGACAUUAUUUUUGACCUUCACAACACUACUUCUAACAUGGGAUGCACUCUUAUUCUUGAAGAUUCCAGAAAUGACUUUUUAAUUCAGAUGUUUCAUCAUAUUAAGACUUCUUUGGCUCCAUUACCCUGCUACGUUUAUCUUAUUGAACAUCCUUCCCUCAAGUAUGCAACCACUCGUUCUAUAGCCAAGUAUCCUGUUGGUAUAGAAGUUGGUCCCCAGCCUCAAGGGGUUCUGAGAGCUGAUAUUUUGGAUCAAAUGAGAAAAAUGAUUAAAAAUGCUCUUGACUUUAUACAUAAUUUCAAUGAAGGGAAAGAAUUUCCUCCAUGUGCUAUUGAAGUCUAUAAAAUAAUGGAGAAAGUUGAUUAUCCCAGGAAUGAAAAUGGAGAUAUUGCUGCUAUUAUCCACCCUAAUCUGCAGGAUCAAGACUGGAAACCGCUGCACCCUGGGGAUCCUGUGUUUUUAACUCUUGACGGACAGAUAAUUCCAUUGGGCGGAGACGAUACUGUGUACCCAGUGUUUGUAAAUGAGGCUGCAUAUUAUGAAAAGAGAGAAGCUUUCGCAAAGACAACCAAACUAACACUCAGUGCAAAGAGUAUUCGCUCCUCUUUACAUUAGGAAUCACUUGUAACCCCCUGUGUACAGUAUCUCUACUAGUUUGUAAGCUCUUGAAGGGCAGGAUCGUGCCUUCUUCAGCUUCAUACCUGUAGCACCUAGUCCAGUGCCUUGCACACAGUGGGCAUUGAGGCAAAUUUUCUGAAUGAAUGAAUGAAUGAUGAGUACCUUUAAAAGUAUCAUAUUGCAUAGGUAGCUUAUUCAGAGAGGUGCAUUUCUUAUUUCUGCAUAGCUCCUUAUAUAUUACACUUGGAUAGUUUAAGAUUCUGAAUAAAACCACCUUUAAAUUCACAUUUCAAAAUUGAAAUGGAUAUUAUCUUAAAAAGUUAUUAAUUUAAGCAUAGAAUUAAACGUGUUUUCAAGUAAUGUAUAAAUGCUACUAGAAACUAAUGAUGCAGAGUUGGCUAUUUUUAAAUUUUUCACAUUUGAAUUAAUGAUAAUAUAUUAAGUAUCCCAUCUGUAAAGUUUACCAAUAGUUGUGAUAUCCAUAGGAGGUUUUUAAUUGCUCUUUUGAAGAUGAAAUGUGAACAAGAAAUGAGAGCUGAUUAGAAACUGAAUGGACCUCUGUCCACAGAAAGACUGUAACCCCCACACAGCAUCGCUGUUCUCACAUGGUUGCUUGUUCCACGCUGACCUCCGGGAGUGGGGAGCCUCUUCCAGACAUCUCACAAGCACCUUGGGAAGCUAACAUCCCUUCCCAACUUGGGAAAAUCUGGAAGAGGCAUAGUCCUCCAACUGUCCCUUCUCAGUUUGAAGGAAUGCACUUGCUUUUGUCCCCAGCCAACACGUGAGGAAGUCUUUGGGCUUCUACAGCAUAGGUGGUGAAGACAGAAAUAGCAGAGGGCACUGGACACUAGUGGAAAUGUGAGCCAAACUCAUGUCUCUUAUCAUAUGCUUUCUUUCAAGAAAGUGCCCAUGACUGAAGUGCCCAAAUCCCUCUCCUCUCUUGAUUUUUCUCCUCAGAGUUCUCCCUCUCCCGCCAACCCCUACAGGAACCGUGCCUGUCUCCUCUCUUAGGCCCCCACGGCCAAGUUAAAGAGAGUUUUUAUCCUAUGAUUUGGACCCAAAUGAACCCUUGUUUAUGGCUUCAAAUAUAUGUACCAAAAUCAUACUAAUAUUAUUGGAAAAAAAGAUUCAUAUUCAGUGUUUUAUAAAGUGCAAGUAAACUGUUUCUAAAUUUUUCAGCACGAAUAUUUUUGUACUCUGCCAAAAUGAUUUGUAUUGAACUAAACUGUCUUCCUUCUGAAUUCUGAAGUAAAAAUUCAAUUUAUCAACGA